GGCGGUACUGGCAAGGGCGGUGGCCCGCGCGGGGCAGACGGGCUGGCAGGUGGACAGCGGUCAGGGACGCCUCCGCGGCCCCUUUACAACUCGUUCCCCUCCCUUCCACCUUCACAGGGCGGCGGCUGGCGGCGCGAUGGACCUAGCCGGACUCCUGCUGGACGAAGAAGGCACCUUCUCCCUCACCGGUUUCCAGGACUUCUCGUUCCUCCCGGGACACCAGAGGCUGAGUGCCCGGAUCCGAAGAAGACUCUACUAUGGUUGGGACUGGGAAGCUGACUGUAGCCUGGAGGAGCUCUCCAGCCCCAUGGCAGACAUUGCUGUGGAACUGCUCCAGAAGGCAGCCCCCAGCCCUAUUCGCCGACUCCAGAAGAAAUAUGUAGCCCAUGUGUCCCGGGAGGCAUGCAUCUCCCCAUGUGCUAUGAUGCUAGCUCUGGUGUACAUUGAGCGCCUCCGGCACCGAAAUCCGGACUACCUACAGCAUGUGUCCUCCUCUGACUUGUUCUUGAUCUCCAUGAUGGUGGCCAGUAAGUACCUCUAUGAUGAAGGGGAGGAAGAGGAAGUCUUCAAUGAUGAAUGGGGAGCUGCAGGGGGUGUGGCCAUGCCGACUCUCAAUGCCCUGGAGAGGGGCUUUUUGAGUGCCAUGGAUUGGCGUCUCUACACUGACCCUCGGGAGAUCUUUGAGGUGCUGAGCUGGCUAGAGAGCAGUGUGGCCGAACAGCAAGGACGGCGACGGGGCUGGUAUACCUACACAGACCUGUGUGUGCUGCUGGAGCAGCCGGCUUGGCAGCUGGCCCUGGGUUCCCUCUGUCAGCAGCUGGCAAAGCUGUCCUGCUUGGUAGCUAUGGCAUAUGUGAGCAGUGUGGCCCUGGCUAUGGCGUCUGUAGCUGUAAUACACCAGUCUUUAGGGCUGUCCUGCAGCCCACCACCUGGGCCCCCGGAUCUUGGAUUGGCCUCCAGGUGCCUCUUGGAACCCUGCAUACCUUCUCCUGUGCCACAGUGCCUGUCACCUUCUGCUAAUGUCUCCACCUGCCUAGAAGGCGACGUCGGGCUGCGUUCACUCUGGGGCAGUCUUCUGGCCUCAUUGACUCCCCCACCAUUGCCUCCCCCAGAUCCUCCUGCCCCUCCCACUCUUCUCCAUAACUGUCCCCUUUGUCAGAAGCUCCAGAAAGACUCCCCAACCUGCCAUGCCUGCCACCACCCCAAUCAUACUGUCCGCACUGGGCCUUCCAGCCCCUGGUACCACUCCCAUGGCCUGGCUCCACCAUGGUCCUGGAGCCCAAUGCCUCCUCUUCUCCCACAGCCCCAGCAAUGUUCACUUUUCAGAAUCAUGGAGCUGGCCCGCCUCAAGUCUUUCAUUUUCCCAGGCUAGGUAGGGCUCCGAGAAAUGUGUUAAGAGGACUUGGAAGUCCCUGAGAACCUGGAGGUGCAGUGCUUGUUUAGAUCCUCCCUACCUCUCUGAGUCCUUGCCUGGUCCCCUCUUCCGGAUGAGGAAUUACGGGGCUGAAGGACUGAAGGUCACUUGCUCUCCUAGACCUCAGGGGCUGGCUUCUUGGCCAGGGCAGUGAUGGUACCAGGGAAAGCUUCAACUCAGUGAUCAGGGGCCUGUCACAGAUGGACAGUGGAGAAGCCCCUGUCUCUUAACCUUCCCUGGGUCCUUCUAGACUUUUGCUUUUGCGUUCCCUAGGAUGGAAGGGUAAAGAUGGGAGGGGGGAGAUGUCGGGGGAGGGAGGGAAGGAUGUUGACCAGGGUCUGUGUGAUGUCCCUGAAGCAGGGGAGCCAGGGAUUGAUAGGGCCGAGAUGGAAGCUACUGAGGGGAGGUGGGAUGAGGUAGGAAGCUCUCUCAACACCCAUCCCUUGGGUGUAGUUCAAGGGAGCCACGAACUGCUGGGACGUCCUACUUUGCCGUUUUGUCUUCCAGCCUUCUCUUAGUACCCUGCUCCUGGGCUUCCUUCUCUUCCGGUUCCUCUCUUGGGUGUUCUCUUCAUAGGCCUCUCUGGCCACCGCUUUGUAUCUGGGUUUUUCAUGCUUUUGUAGAACUGAGGUUUCAAUAAACAGUUUCAGUUGCA
Messenger RNA from Pteropus alecto (black flying fox), 2069 nucleotides. It is a transcript of the gene CNPPD1, whose product is annotated as cyclin Pas1/PHO80 domain containing 1. Gene Ontology annotation, cellular component: nucleus; cyclin-dependent protein kinase holoenzyme complex. The coding region runs from base 137 to 1372 and encodes 411 amino acids. The record is from RefSeq and is a predicted model, not a curated record. Gene Ontology annotation, biological process: regulation of cyclin-dependent protein serine/threonine kinase activity. Lineage: Eukaryota; Metazoa; Chordata; Mammalia; Chiroptera; Pteropodidae. The transcript is spliced from 8 exons. Gene Ontology annotation, molecular function: cyclin-dependent protein serine/threonine kinase regulator activity; protein kinase binding.